AUGAAAAUUAAAAUAUACCAGGUCGAUGCCUUUACUGAUCAAUUAUUUGGCGGCAACUCUGCAGCGGUAUGCCCAUUAGACGAGUGGUUACCUGAUUCAUUAAUGCAACAGAUUGCUGCUGAAAACAAUCUGGCUGACACGGCUUUUUUCGUGCCAAAGUCCAACAAUGAUGGAUAUGAACUUCGUUGGUUUACGCCUCAACUAGAAAUAGAUCUUUGUGGUCAUGCGACAUUAGCAGCUGCACAUAUCAUUUUCACUGAAAUGUCCUCAGUGAAUGAGGAAAUCAACUUUCAAACCAAGAAAGCUGGUGCACUUAAAGUAACCCGCCAAAAGAAAAAUGGUUUAUACACCCUCAAUUUUCCAGCUCGUCCAGUAGUCAAAACUGAUGUACCUGAUGGACUGUUGUUAGCGUUACGCAGCAAUGUAACUCCCAUUGAAGUUUAUAAAGCAAGAGAUCAUAUGCUCGUUUAUGAAAAAGAGGCUGAUGUCAAACAAUUGUCGCCGGAUUUUAUGGCGUUAGCUAAAAUUGAUUCUGUUUUUAGUGUGAUUGUUACUGCUCCCGGUGAUGAAGUCGAUUUUGUUUCGAGGUUUUUUGCCCCGAGUGCUGGCAUUCCCGAAGAUCCUGUUACUGGUUCAUCACAUUGUAGUCUCACCCCUUAUUGGGCUGAACGGUUGGGUAAAAAUCAGCUGCAUGCUUAUCAGAUUUCGGCGCGUAAAGGAGAGCUUUGGUGCGAAAAUCAAGGUGACAGGGUGCUCAUGUCUGGCAAAGCAGUCACCUAUUUAAAAGGUGAAAUAAAUGUUUAA
Molecule: messenger RNA, 804 nt
Organism: Rotaria sp. Silwood1
Lineage: Eukaryota; Metazoa; Rotifera; Eurotatoria; Philodinida; Philodinidae
Source: the annotation of a GenBank genome assembly